Nanorana parkeri is the source of this 1685-nucleotide messenger RNA. RefSeq names its product interferon regulatory factor 6 (gene IRF6). The transcript has 8 exons. Gene Ontology annotation, molecular function: DNA-binding transcription factor activity, RNA polymerase II-specific; RNA polymerase II cis-regulatory region sequence-specific DNA binding; protein binding. Bases 1 to 1440 code for a protein of 479 amino acids. Lineage: Eukaryota; Metazoa; Chordata; Amphibia; Anura; Dicroglossidae. Gene Ontology annotation, biological process: regulation of transcription by RNA polymerase II; immune system process. Gene Ontology annotation, cellular component: nucleus. The record is from RefSeq and is a predicted model, not a curated record.
AUGGCUCUGCACCCACGACGUGUUCGGCUAAAGCCGUGGUUGGUGGCUCAGGUGGACAGCGGGAUGUAUCCAGGUCUUGUAUGGCUAGACAGGGAGGCAAAGAGGUUUCAAAUACCAUGGAAACAUGCAACACGCCAUAGCCCCCAGCAUGAAGAAGAAAAUACAAUCUUCAAGGCAUGGGCUGUAGAGACUGGUAAAUAUCAAGAAGGAGCUGAUGAUCCUGAUCCAGCAAAGUGGAAGGCCCAACUGCGCUGCGCACUUAACAAGAGUCGGGAAUUUAAACUAAUGUAUGAUGGAACCAAAGAAGUUCCAAUGAACCCCAUUAAAAUCUAUGAGGUGUGUGACAUACCUCAAUCCCAAGGUCCCAUCCUAAACCCAGGUUCUACUGGUUCUUCUCCAUGGGAUGAUGAUGAGUAUGAAGAGGAUGAUAUAAGUCAGUCACAGAUGCAUGUCCCGAUCCAGGAGCCUUUUAAUGGCUUGACAAUCAAUGAUUCUCCCAUGGCUCCAGCAAGUCUAGAUAGCUGUACUCCUGAACCAAACUGGCCAAAGUCAGAACCGCAAGACAUGGAGGUUCCCCCAACCCCAGGAGGGGUGGAGCUUUUUGGUUCUCCUGAAUUGUGGAUUAGCUCCCUACCUAUGACUGAUCUUGAGAUCCAGUUCCUUUACAGGGGAAAAGAGAUGGGUCAGACAAUGACGGUCAGUAACCCUCAAGGCUGCAGACUUUUCUAUGGUGACCUAGGCCCAAUGCCGAACCAGGAAGAACUUUUUGGUCCCACCAGUCUGGAGCAGGUUAGAUUUCCAGGCCCAGAACAGAUUGUAAAUGAGAGGCAGAAGUUGUACACUAGCCGCCUGCUGGAUGUCAUGGACAGAGGACUUAUCUUGGAAGUCAGCGGGCAUGCUGUCUAUGCUGUUCGACUUUGCCAGUGCAAGGUUUACUGGACAGGACCAUGCUCUCCUUCACCAAAUAUUCCAAAUCUGAUUGAGCGCCAGAAGAAAGUGAAACUUUUCUGUCUGGAGGCCUUCCUAAGUGACCUAUUGUCUAAUUUAAGCAAAUUACUGACUAAGCAGCCUCCAUAUGAAAUCUACUUGUGUUUUGGAGAAGAAUGGCCUGAUGGUAAGCCAAAGGAGAGGAAGCUGAUUAUUGUGCAGAUCAUUCCAGUGGUAGCUCGGAUGAUUCUUGAGAUGUUCUCUGGAGAUGUAACUCGAUCCUUUGAAAGUGGAAGCGUUCGCCUGCAAAUUUCUGUUCCUGAUAUUAAGGAUAACAUUGUUGCCCACCUCAAACAGCUUUACCGCCUCCUACAGAAUCACCAGGGUCCAGACACAUGGCCAAUGUUACCACAUCAGAACAUGCAGCAACAAAAUCUACAACCACCAAAUCUGCACCCUGCAAAUAUGCAGCCACCAAACCUACAUAUCGCUCAGGCACUGCAAGCUCAGUGAUGCCACGGAUCAUAACUUUGGGAACUUUGUAUAUUACCCACUGGAAACUCUCCUUACUCUGCAUGGUAGUUGGGACUGUUGAGGCAGAUAUUGCUUUGACUUUGUUUGCUUUAAGGAUGAUUUUCAGUAUUCUGUUUAAUCCUGGAAAGAAGGCCCCGUACAAUAUUGCAGUCAGCUGUUUGUGCAUGUAUGAGUCAAUGAGUUCUUACCCUGUGUUUUAUAGUAGCAGUUCACUGAGAUACCUA